AUGCUCUCACCCGCUAAGCUUCGACCAUGGGGCCACGUCCCGCAGCUCCCAGCAUUCAUGCUGGACCCUGCCGCGGCCACAUUAUCUACUACUGAUCACUAUGCGCGCCUCCUAGCAGCGGAGGACUUGCCUGCGAGCUACUACCUCGAAACCGCCGACUUCAAUGCAGCUGUGAGGACGGGCCUCCGUCUGCUCAAUUUCGGCCGUAACGGCCAGAUUGUCCACCAGGCGCGGAUGAUCCCCAUCGAUAUUCAUCUACCGAUCUUGGAAAUUAUGGCGGUGCUCAGCCAGCGCGGGGACUUGGCGCCGCUGAACGACUACAUGCCGGCUGAGUUGCCCGAGGAGUUUGAGCGGUUCGCGCCGGAGUACCUAGCCUACCAGCGCCAAGGCCGGGCAACUGAGUACAGUUACCAUCUUUCAUAG
This is a messenger RNA of Penicillium canariense, 423 nucleotides long. RefSeq lists its product as uncharacterized. Lineage: Eukaryota; Fungi; Ascomycota; Eurotiomycetes; Eurotiales; Aspergillaceae. The record is from RefSeq and is a predicted model, not a curated record. The transcript is spliced from 3 exons. Bases 1 to 423 code for a protein of 140 amino acids.